GCUUUUCUUUCGGUCGGUGAGUUCCAGGGAGCCGGGGGAGUGGGAAGCGUCGCUCGGGACGUCCUGCAAAAAGCGAAGGCUGGGUCCGCUUGCUGCUGUCUCCUGUCUAAAGGGCAGGGGAGCGAGAGAGAGAUCCUUUCCCCUGGCCCCGUUUGCGGGUCAGGUAGACCUCUUCUAUCCAAGGAGGCUUUCUUCGUCGCCAUAGGGUCAAACGGGCAGGAAAAGAUUUUUACCCUCUGCGAAGCGAUGCGUAUUGUGAAGGAUUCCUCCAUGACUAGAUGUGAAAUCUGUUGCGAGAUUUUUGGAAUGUGCUGCAGUUUGUCCUAUGCACUGUACGAAUUGCACCAUCAAUGUAAGAGCAAUUGCCUUCUUCAAGCCAGUCCCUUCAGCUCAGUUGGGAGACAAGUGGAUUCCUCUUGCUGGGCUGCCAGAACAGUCUGAACCUAGAGCAAAGAUUGAUCGAUCGCUUGUCACUAACGACCCAGUGACUCUUUUUAUUCUUUUUAUAUUGGAUUUUUGAAAUUGUUUGUCAGCCGCCCUCAGUCACUAAAAGUGAGCAGGCGGCCUUCAAAAUUCUCUAAAUAAAUAAAAGAUUUCUGGCAAGGAAGGGAAGUUGCAUUCAAACAGAGGCUGUGUGCUGGAUGCAAAGAUGAAACAAUUAGACCCAUUGGUGGAUCUGAAUUUGGAUAAAGGCCCCGAUGAGACUUUUAUUCCUGGACAGCUUCCGGGCUGCCUUGCAUCGAAACAGAUCAAACGAGAUCCUGAAGGAGAACAAGCCAAGGAUUGGGAAAGCCAGGGGCAGGAAUCUUUAAAGGUAAGGCAUCUCUCUCAUUCAGUUAGGAGGCAGAGGAAUUCUGACCCCUGGGACGAUGCCAAGAUCUUCCUGAUCUCCUUCGAGCAAGUGGCUGAAGCUUGCCGGUGGCCUAAAGCCGAAUGGAUGGCCCGGCUUUUACCGGCACUGACCGGAUCAGCCAGAGAGGCCUUUAAUGGCCUAGAAACCGUAGACCAAGAGGAUUAUGGGAAAGUCAAGGCUGCCAUCUUGCGAGGGGCAGCUUUCAAAAUGGAGGCCCAGCGCCAGCGCUUUCGCCAGUUCCGCUACCAGGAGGUUGAAGAUCCGCGGAGGGUUUACGGUGACCUCCGGGAGCUUUGCUAUCAGUGGCUGAAGCCAGAGAAACACACCAAGGAGGAGAUUCUGGAGCUGCUGAUCCUGGAGCAGUUCCUGGCUAUCCUGCCCCCGGAGAUCCAAAGCUGGAUCCGGGAAUGUGACCCAGAGAAUUGGAUCCAAACUACAGACCUGAUGGAGGAUUUCCUGAGGAGCCAACAGGAGGCAGAGAUGUGGAAACAACAGGUGCCAGUAGCUUCCAAAGAUAGGAUUGGAGAUGCAUGCAGUCCUGUAAAGGAACUGCUGUUUGUGGAGAAUGAAGAGCAUAUUCUUGGGGAUUGGAGAUCAGCACAUCCAGAUGAUGAAAACAGCCCUUGUAACCAUCCAGUAACUUUUCCUCCACCUGAGGGACAAGACUUUGUAGAAACAGGACCAAAUGAGGGAUCGGUGGAUUUAGAACUGGCUGUGCAUUUCACGGAGGGAGAAUGCUCUUCCCUGGACCCAGCCCCAAAAGCCUUUUACAAAGAGAUUCUGCAAGAUGGUCGUGAAAAGGAAACAUCUUUGGUCGCCUCAUUUUUUGUGGAAGAUCGAAACAGUUUUACCAUGAAUGUUGGAGUCGACAAGACUGGGGAGGACAAAAUGCAAGACAGUCUCGUAAACCUUAAAGAAAGAGAGAACGAGGGACGUGAUAGUCAGGAGGUGAAAGACAACGAGAAAAAGAUAAUAGAAGACAACAGAAAUGAGGACUCCACAUCUACCAGGGAUGAUUUACAGGAGCUGCAGGGGAUUAAACUGGAACAAGGUGAAAGCGCCAAGGCCUCGGUGACGGAAAAGGAGGAGGAUGAAGAAGACAGAAACCACAAGAAGGUGCAGCCUGAUUCAGACAUGAUUGACCUGAGUCAAGUGAAAGAAGAAGAGGAAGAAGAAGGCAAGGAAGAGAACAGCAGUGGGGAGAUAGUGGAGUCUGGAUGCAUUGAGAGCAGAGAAGAAGACGAGCCGCUGGCUGGGAGACUAGAGGAGAUCAAGCAAAGAUACGGAAAUUUGUGUCAGAACAGCACCGUUUUCCAAGAAAUGAUCCUGCGGCUCAAAGCUGGAUGGAGGAACCAAAAUAAGGAACGUGAUUGUUUGCCUGGGGGCUCGGAGGGACUGCAGCUGAACAGGAUGAUGUGGGGCGGAGAUGAAGUCAGCUUUACCCCCAGCGUUGGGGGCCAAUUGGCGGCCCUGGACAGUCCCUCGAGGACGGUGGAUUGUCUGCUGGAGGCCAGAGCUCCAAUCUCGAUCCCGUUCGGCGGGGGCUUCUUCGACUUCAGCGAGUUUGCGGUCCAGCAGAGCUUCCUUCAGAGGAAAGGCCAGGAGCUCUCCAAAACGUUUGGGUCAGGCCUGAGCUCCGGCGUGGUGGAGCUCCGAACUCAGGAGAAGCCGCUACUGGGGGAGAAACCCUACGAGUGCAACGAGUGCGGGAAAAGCUUCGGCAAGCGCGCCACCCUGAACACCCACGGCCGGACGCACACGGGGGAGAAGCCCUUCCAGUGCUCGCACUGCGACAAGCGCUUCAGCCAGAGCUCCCACCUCCAGCUGCACAAGCAGACCCACACAGCGGAGAAGCCCUACAAGUGCAACGAGUGCGGGAAGAGCUUCGGCAAACGCUCCACCCUGAACACCCACGGCCGGACGCACACGGGGGAGAAGCCAUUCAAGUGCUCGCACUGCGACAAGCGCUUCAGCCAGAGCUCCCACCUCCAGCUGCACGAGCGGACGCACACGGGGGAGAAGCCCUACAAGUGCCUGCUGUGCGAGAAGAGCUAUAACCAGCGGUCCAGCCUCAUCAUCCACGAGCGGAGCCACACGGGCGAGAAGCCCUACUCCUGCCUGGAGUGCGGGAAGAGCUUCAGCCAAAAGGCCACCCUGGUCCUCCACGAGAAGAGCCACCGUGGGGAGAAGCCCUACAAGUGCCUGGAGUGCGGCAAGGGCUUCAGCCUGAGCGCCGACCUCAUCCGCCACCAGAGCAUCCACACGGGGGAGAAGCCCUACACCUGCUCCGAGUGCGGGAAGAGCUUCAGCCAAAACUCUCACCUCAUGGCGCACAUCCGGACCCACACGGGCGAGAAGCCCCACAAGUGCCUGGAGUGCGGCAAGGGCUUCAACUGGAGCUCGGAGCUCAUCGCCCACGAGCGGACGCACACCGGCGAGAAGCCCUACCAGUGCCUCUACUGCGCCAAGAGCUUCAGCGUCCGGUCCAGCCUCAGCAAACACGAGCGGACCCACACGGGCGAGAAGCCCUUCGUCUGCCCACAGUGCGGGAAGGGCUUCAUCCAGCGCUCCAGCUUGGUGGCGCACGAGCGCUCCCACACCGGCGAGCGGCCCUACCUGUGCCUGGGCUGCGGCAAAGGCUUCCGGGAGAGCUCGCAGCUCAUUGCCCACGAGCGGACCCACACCGGCGAGAAGCCCUACGUCUGCUCGGAGUGCGGCAGCUGCUUCAAAGCCAAGGCCGCCCUCCUCCGCCACCAGCGCGGUCACUUUGGCCUCAACUCGUUCAUCUGUGCCGACUGUGGGAAGAUUUUCUCCUCAGCCGCGGAGUCCACGGAGAAGUGUCCCGAGUGCGUGAACCUGAGCCUGAUGUCGGAUCUCGUGCAGGCGUCGGAAGAGGCUGAUCUGGAAACGGCCGAAGGAGCGGGACAAAGUGACGAUGCUAAGAUGUGAACGGGCGAGGCCGGCUGGGCCUUGGGUGUUCUGCUUUUUUUUGACGGGCGUACAGCCAGCUUCCUCUUCAGACCCCGCAAAAGGGACUGUGCUGCGGCCGACGGAGGGCCGGUUUUGUCGACAGGAGGUGACUGGGCUGCUGAAUGCCUCCCCCUCAGAUGUGAGAUGGCCAUCGCAGUUUUGGUUCCUGUUGCCAAACCGGGCCCGUUUCAGACCCUUUUGGAGGGAAACUGGAAACGCAGAGAGGGGACCGGAAUCAGGUGGAUCCGAAAACGAAAGAGAAUGCCUGAAGUUUUAGUAUCGUCCUUUGCUACCCAGGGCCUAAAAUGCAGUUCCUGGUCAACUGGAAAGUUGGAUCUGUAGCAGAGGAACCCUGCGUCUUUGAGGCUCUUUUUUGGGGUCCACGGGUCCCCUUGCUGUCUCUCCGAAGAGACUUUGGUUUCACAGAGGGGUUUUUUUAAAUGAACUGUGCUCAACUUUUUAAUGGAUUUGAGCCGUAGAGAACUUUUACCUCACUAAAUCCUAGUGGAUGCAUGUGAAAUACUCUGGGACCGGUGGCUGGCCUUCAGAUAGGGCUUGAGUCAGCCUACCUGAGCACAGAGCCAGGAUAUAUAUUUUUUUGCCUUGCAUCAAAAAAUAGUGGCACAGAAGCAAAAAAUACCAGAGGGGACAUUAACGGAGGAAAACUGGUUUGGUCACGUUGGACCUUGAGCAACCAAUUCGAUCCCUAUCUCGUUUCACAUUUGCUUUAGAGAGCAAGCUCAGCUGACUAGGUUUUUAUUAUUUAUUCGAUAGCUAGAUUAGAAGUGCGAGCUUUUUCUCCCUUCGGAUGAAACGAGGGUGAUUUGGGAGGACAUCCCAAUGAACGUGGGAACAUCCAGGUCCAAGGUGGCUGGAAUGAAAGGCAGCUUUCCAGACGGGCACCCCGGUGAAGAGAGAUUGCAGGAAAACAUACGCCUGAACACAACUCUUUUCCAAGAAAGCCGUUCUAGGCACAUCAGGAAGGUGUGGCUCUGUUACAAGAGAGGGAAAAAUGAACUUUUAACAGUUUUGCACUUAACUCCCUGGAAGUGGAAAGCUAGUAGCUCGGGGCUAGUACAAGACUAUCUCUUGUACUACUUGCAGUGAACCUGUUCCGUAAAUAAACCUAUUUAGGCAGCAUUUUUCCUCCUGUUUGCCCUACAGUAGUGUAUCUCAACCUUGACAACUUUUAAG
Molecule: messenger RNA, 5017 nt
Organism: Pseudonaja textilis
Lineage: Eukaryota; Metazoa; Chordata; Lepidosauria; Squamata; Elapidae
Source: RefSeq, a predicted model, not a curated record